GCAUCGGUCGUGGAGUAAAGUUCUCCAUCGGAAUCGAAGUUCCAACGCGUACAUUCAAUAUCGGUUAACUGCUAAGCUUAUGUUAGAAACUACGCUGCAAUACUUUAACUAACUUAAAACUUGUGUGCUAAAUCAGCAAUAACUCUAUAGUCUGUAGGGCACAUGACCGUACAUGUGCCUGUUGAUAUCAGCACUUCACUCAUCGAAUAGGAGACAUUUUCUAGUUAGUGAUCAAAGGAAAUUGAAAUAGUGUACCAGAUCUUGUAGUGUCUUAACAGUGAUUCACCUAAACCUAGUGCCUAUAGCAAACAAUCGGCUAGUGAAAUGAAGUUAACCAUUUGUGAUGAAUGAUUCAUGCUUUAAAUUGUACGGUGAUCCAAAGUGAAGAAAAAGAGCAAUCAGCAAUUCAAUCGUGUCUCGACAUUUUAGUUCACCGAAAAACCAGAUCGCUAGGAAGGACACUCGGGCGAAUCCAAACCGCCUCCCGGGUGCGACCAAUUUCACGGAUUAACUCAACUGUUUGUUAGUGUAUCGAGCAGAGCAAAAUUGAUCGGUUAAUCGUAAUGAUUUCUGGCGGAAUGAAUCUGGAUCCAGCCGAGUCGACUCACAACACUAAAGUAUCCGAGUCAGGAUGCUCCAACAGUGGCAACAGUCGUUCGCAGUGGAGUGGUAGUGGUCGGAGCUGUUUAUCCAGCAGCAGCGGUUACGGAACCCGAGGACACUCCAGACCUGAUGUAGUCGCGAUUAAAGCUCACCGCUUGAUCAAGCGCGCCAAGGAUAAGAAUCGCAAAAAGAAGAAGAUAAAAUGCUCGACCGAAUCCAUUGUCACGGGCUCGAGUCUAGGCGAAAACGAAUCGUUUUUGGCUUCUCAAACAGACAACACCGACCAGCAGCAUCAGUUUAUUGUUCCACCAACGGAGGCUAUUGCUUCGACCUCAAGCCCAAAGGAGGCUUGUGAUAAGAAAGAGAAUUCUUCCUGCUUAAUGGAUAGUGAUACCUUGAAAAAGUCGGUUCGAUGGACCUCACCGAGACCGUUGGACACCAAAUUUGAGUUCCAGGAACCAUGGGUCAGCGUGGAAGAUCAAUUCCGCAAUGAAACAAGCCUACCGGAAUCGGAUAAUGGAUUCUGCUGCGUAAUAUCUCUGCAGGAUGGUGCAGUUUUAUAUACAACACCAGACAUUACCCACAGCCUGGGCUUUCCGAGGGAUAUGUGGCUCGGCAGAUCCUUCAUUGACUUCGUUCAUCCCAGAGAUCGGGCGACAUUUUCUAACCAAAUUACCUCGAACGUGAUGCUCGCCCUGAGUGAUUCUAAUCAGAAAGAACAAACAAAUUUUCUGUACGUCAUGUUACGGAAGUAUCGAGGAUUAAGGAAUGUAGGUUUCUGUAUUACCAAGUCUUCCGUAAUCUACCAACCGUACAGGUUGACUUUAAUGUUCCGGAAGGCACCUUUAGAAGGCAAAGAACUUACGAGCUCGAAGAGUGCCACGAAUAUUAUACUAGUGAUCUGCGCUCAACCGGUUUUUAGUAUUUAUAAAGAGCCUAAUGAAUCGUUGGACAAUAAACAACUGCGGUUCAGCACCCGCCACACGAUCGGUGGAAUACUAAAAUAUGUGGAUGAAAAUUCUGUCAAAUCAAUCGGCUAUUUACCGCAAGAUAUUCUCGGCCGUUCGAUAAUGGAACUUUAUCACCCCGAGGAUAUAUCCAUAUUCAAGAAAGCAUGUGAAUCGGCAAUCAUCAAAGGUCAAAUCACUGGCUCAUGGGUGAGUCAGCCUUGCCGAUUUCUAAUAAAAAAUGGCUGCUAUAUUCCACUGCAAACGGAGUGGAUCAGCUUUAUCAACCCGUGGAAUAAAGAGAUUGAGUUCAUUAUUGGUAACCACCAUGUACUUAGAGGGCCAUCAAAUCCCGACGUAUUCGCUACUGGCGUCUCGGAACUCGGAGCAUUGCACAGCUUUCCGGAAGAGCUUCUCAAGGAGGCGAAGUCGGUGGAAGAACAAAUUGUACAACUUUUGAAAAGACCGAUCGUUGAGUCCCCAAGUGAGAAGAAGCAAAUAUUUUCAAAGCAAUGCAAAACGUUAAACGCUUUCAUGGAACAAAUAAUCAGUGAGAUGACCGGUUCCACACUCCCUAGCAAUUCUGAAUUUACUUCUUCUAAGCGCGACUCUAUGAUCAUUGGAGAGGUAUCUCCACAUCAUGAAGGAUUGGAUAGCAAAACCACAUCCGACACCCUGCUAAGCUAUAAUCAGUUGAACUAUAAUGAUAAUAUUCAGAGAUUUUUUGACAGUUGCCCAGUCAUUAACGUAUGUGAUCCUUUAAAACCUGGCAGUUCUACGGAUGUGAAUCUAUUUACUAUAGGAAAUAAAGAUGAAAAACGAAAUAAAAAUUAUUUCCAACCGCGAGCCUUAACCGAGGAAUUACUGUACAAACACAACGUAGAUAUGCAAAAAGUUAUGCUAAAGAAGCAUCGUGACGCACAACAUGUCCUAUUUCGGGGCGAAACCCCAAAGGAUAACUUUGACAAAACCCUCGCCCCCACUGAAAGCCAUGGAAUCAAGCGAGGACCGUCAUUCUCCUGGGAGGGAGAUACAUCGAAAUCCGUCAAACAUCAGCACAACACAAAUCCCAAAACGAGCGAUAUAACAACAGCAAUUUGUACUUCCACUGAUCCACGGGAUAUCAUCGUGACUACCACAGCGGUCACAAACAACCCCCAACUAUCGUCACUCUCAUACGCACUUCCCCGCGUGGGUCAAGUGUGGCCACCAAUUGCAGUGAGUGUUUCAUCUAUGCAGGCCAAACCCAGCACUGCACCUUCCAGCUUCAUACUAGCGACGAAUCAUCAAUCCAACAACCCAAACAAUCCCACUCCAGAGCAUCUGAACGCAUUCCCGCUCAUGACCGGUGUGAUGUGCCCCCAGCUGCAAAUCCCUCAACAGUGUCUGAUAUAUCCUUUGUUGAUGUGUCAAGUAAUGCCCUGUCAAUCGAUUCCUAUUCCCUGUGCACCUGCCACCGACGACGAUCAUAAUCAAGCGAAGAAAUCAACAGUUAGCAGGGCUGUACAAGUGGACGUUACAACCCAACCGGGCGAACGGGGCGGUAGAGCACCUUCAGCACCAUCUACAACAUCGGCACCGGUAUGUGACUUCCGUGAGCCGAGUCAGGACUCGAAUUUCACUAGGGGAAGUAUUGCACCUGCAUUGAUGUUAGAACGGACACUAGUAAUCAACGUCGACGGAGGCUUCCAGCUAGAAGAUACCGAUAAACCAGCCAGCCGUAGAACCAUCUAUCCUCCACCGGAAAUCAACGACGACAUGGAUAUUUUAAGUUUGUCUAGUUUCUACUCAAGCUUCCUGAAGACGGAUAACUCGUCCGAUAGUGACGAUCCGUUGAAACGGAUAGUCAACGAUGGCGACUGGGACAGCGCGAGCCGCGUAAAACGUCGUCCCAAUCCACCAUGGCUGGAUAAUGUCAACCUAACGAAGCAGCUGGUUUAUCGCUAUCAGGUAGCCGAACGUUCCCUGCAAGAUCUCCUGGCGGCCGAUGCGGAUGUGUUGAGAAGACUCAAUCAGCCGAUCUUAGUAAACGAACAGCUGGACCAGUUGUAUCUGGAUUUGGCGGGCGAAGGAAUGUCCGCCCAAUUGGCACUAAGCGAAACUGCAUCCGGUGGCACCAGCAGCAGCUGCAGCGACGAUGGCGAAAGCAGUCAGGAUCAAACGAAAUUUGCCCGACAAAGCACAAAGUACAGCAAACUGAUGAUGAUCUACGAAGAGAACGCUCCGUUUCCGCCUCCUCUUCCAACAACUAAGACACAGAAAGUUUAGCGUUGAUUUGUACUCUUGGACAUUUUUAUUAUUCGUUUGCUUCACAGCAGUAUUAGCUGCCCUUGAAGGUGCUCUCGCACAACCAUGUAUAAGUAAGCUUGGCUCAACAUAACAGAACCAUUUUCAUAACCUUUGCAACUUGAAAUGAGUGAGAAUGUGCUAUCUAUUUGGUACUAGCACCCGAACGCUGUGUCUUAUUAUCGUUUCUAAGUGUAGUUUUUAGGAACGUUACAGUUUUCGAUCAAUAUUGAUUGCCUGCAAUAAAUAUAGACGUUUUAACAAA
This is a messenger RNA of Wyeomyia smithii (pitcher-plant mosquito), 4101 nucleotides long. RefSeq names its product period circadian protein-like. Gene Ontology annotation, biological process: negative regulation of transcription by RNA polymerase II; circadian regulation of gene expression; entrainment of circadian clock by photoperiod. The transcript is spliced from 6 exons. The record is from RefSeq and is a predicted model, not a curated record. Gene Ontology annotation, cellular component: nucleus; cytoplasm. Lineage: Eukaryota; Metazoa; Arthropoda; Insecta; Diptera; Culicidae. Gene Ontology annotation, molecular function: transcription cis-regulatory region binding; transcription corepressor binding. Bases 564 to 3818 code for a protein of 1084 amino acids.